Messenger RNA from Caretta caretta (loggerhead turtle), 4764 nucleotides. It is a transcript of the gene ZNF687, whose product is annotated as zinc finger protein 687. NCBI's taxonomy places the organism in Eukaryota, Metazoa, Chordata, Testudines, Cheloniidae. The record is from RefSeq and is a predicted model, not a curated record.
CCUAGCCAAAGCCAUCCUCCCAAAAGGCCAGCUGCAGCCGCCAAGGAGUUCGGGGCUUGUUUUGCUGAACCUCCCCUCCCACUGCAGCUGUCCCUGCUGAGCCCUGACCUCAUGAUGUCACGCUGGGCGUAGAACGUGUUGCUGCUGCUUGUUUAACCAGUGUGGCUUUCUAUCAUCCCUUUCCUCCAUGUGAAACCCGAGCCUGCUCCCCGGCCCGCUGCACUCCUCCACGGAGCUCCCUUCUAGCAGACUCUUCCGGAUUCUUCACGAUGGGUGACAUGAAGACCCCGGAUUUCGAUGACCUCUUGGCAGCUUUCGAUAUUCCGGACAUCGACACCAAUGAAGCCAUCCAUUCUGGCCAUGAGGAGGCUGAGGCUCACAUCAAGCAGGUCCCCGGGGAGCCCGUGGCCCCUGAACAUGUCCUCCCGCACACAGACAUCACUGCCGUCAGCGUGAUAGUGAAGAACACGGUCUGCCCCGAGCAGCUCGACCCCUUGGAUGGCCGCAGUAAAGAUGGGCACGGCCUCGGGCCCCGCCUGCUGCAGAAUGGCUUUGGUGCCCCCGAGUUGCCCAGGUCCCCCACCUCCAGGCCGGGGGAAGUGGUGGCAUCGUCCAAUGGAGAGUGCUGGGCAUCGAAGGAAAAAGGGGCAAAAACCCUGGACAUCUUUUCCCACUUCAGCCCCGAUCCCCAUGAGGAGAACUCUGCGGAUCUGAUCGACGGGCCUCGGGAGGGCAAACAGAAAGAUAAAGCCCUCUCUGUGCCCUCUCUCUCCCCAUCCCCCACCCCAUCUCCUGCCCUGUCGCCAGACUGCAAAGAGCCAGCUGGAGAGAGCACAGAGAGCCUCCCACCAGCUUUCCCGCAGCCCUUUGAAACCAGCCAAGCAGGGGCCAUGAAUGGCUCCCCUGCCACCAUUCCCCUGAUCAAGAAAGAGGAAUCCGACUCAGAGGAGCUGGACCAUGGGGCCAGCCCCAAGGGUUUGGCUGCAGCCCUGCGUGACAGCCCCUUGGGGCACCUGAAAUCGGUCACCGUCCGGUAUUCCACGGAUGAUUCCCCUGUGACGUCCUGGCCCAGCUCAGAUCCAAACCUUGACAGCAGCACCAGCAACCUCCCCGAAGUGAAAGACUCGCCCACCAGCCCUCAGGAGCCGUUCUUCAAACCUUCCCCGCUGGCGGAGGGAAGCCCCGGGCCCCUUGGCUCCCCCAAGCUGCUGGGGAGCAGCCCGCUCAAGGAAGAGCAGGAGGCUCUAGAGAAACCCCUGCGGAGCAUGUCGAGCGGUGAGGAGGAAGAGGAGGACGAUGAUGAUGGCAGCAACGACUCCCCCUCUUCCAGUUCCUCGCGGCCCCUCAAGGUACGAAUUAAAACCAUCAAGACGUCUUCCGGCAGCAUCACCCGGACGGUGACCAGAGUCUCCUCCGAUUCGGAGCCGGGAGCUGCCAAGCUGCCUUCGGAGCCAGGUUCUCAGGAGACCGCCACCGAGGGCGCCGUGCUCCCGGCUGCAGUGGUGAAAGAGGAGAGCAUGCUGGAGGUGCCCAAAAAGAAAAUGGAGCUCUCCAGCCCCCUGAAAGUCAUAGAAGGGCCCAAAAUUGUCAGUGUCCAACUCGGCAAUGGCACCAAAAUCAAAGGGACUGUCCUGCCGGUCACCACCAUCCAGAACGCCAGCAGUGCCAUGCUGAUCGCUGCCAGCGUGGCCCAGCAGAAAUCCGUGGUGCUGCCGGGCAAGGCUGUGACAAAGAACAUCAUCAACCUGGUGCCGCAGACCCUCCCCAAAGCCGACACCAGGACGAAUGUCAGCACGGUGACCCAGACCACCACCGUCACCACCACGGCCAACCAGAAAGUCAACGGCACCACAGUGGUGAUGGUGCAGCCGCAGAAGCCUUCGCCCACCAUUGCCGGCACGGUCAUUUCCAGGAGCCAGUCCAGCCUGGUGGAGGCUUUCAACAAGAUCCUGAACAGUAAAAACCUCUUACCAACCUACAAACCCAACCUGAAUCCUCCGGCAGACUCCAGCCUGGCUCUCCCGCCCUUCGGGUACCGCUGCUUGGAGUGCGGGGACUCCUUCGCCCUGGAGAAGAGCCUGGCUCGGCACUACGACCGGCGCAGCAUGCGCAUCGAAGUGACCUGCAACCACUGCACCAAGCGCCUGGUCUUCUUCAACAAGUGCAGCUUGCUCCUGCAUGCUCGGGAGCACAAGGACAAAGGCCUGGUGAUGCAGUGCUCCCACUUGGUCAUGAGGCCUAUUGCUCUGGAUCAAAUGAUUGGCCAGCCGGACAUCACCCCCAUAGUGUCAGUGACCUCCCUCGCCGCUGGCAAAGUGACUGGAGUGCCUCAGGAGGCCAUGGGGACAGCGAACGGGAUUCAGGACCAACCCAUCCUGCCCCUGACCGGCAGCUCAGAGCAAACCAGCUAUAACUGCUUCCGCUGUCUGGAGUGCAAGGAGCAAUGCAAGGACAAAGCCGGGCUCGCUGCGCACUUCCAGCAGGCUGUGACCCCGGGAACAACCCCCAGCACGGUGUGCACGACCUGUCCCAUGAUGAUGCCCAAUCCUUGCAGCUUUAACGCUCAUCAACGGAUGCACAAAAACCGACCCCCUCACGUGUGCCCUGAGUGCGGCGGGAACUUCCUCUUGGCGAACUUCGAGGCCCACCUGAAGGAGGCCUGCCUGCAUUUCUCCAGGAGGGUGGGGUACAGGUGCCCCAGUUGCGCCGUGGUGUUCGGAGGGGUGAAUUCCAUUAAGUCCCACAUCCAGACCUCGCACUGCGAGGUUUUCCACAAGUGCCCGAUCUGCCCCAUGGCGUUCAAGUCGGCCCCGAGCGCCCAUGCUCAUAUCUACACGCAGCACCCGGGGUUCAGCAAUCAGCAGUCCAAGAUGAUUUACAAAUGUGCAAUGUGUGACACAGUCUUUACCCACAAGCCCCUGCUCUCCUCUCACUUUGACCAACACCUGCUCAACCAGAGGGUCAGCGUUUUUAAGUGUCCUGACUGCCCGCUGCUCUUCGCCCAGAAACGCACCAUGCUGGAACAUCUGAAGAACACUCACCAGCCACAGAAACCCAAGGAGGAUCUCACCAAGAAGCCGGUCGCCCUGCUCACCCCCAAGGAGGAGCCCGUGGAAGCACCAGUCUCCAAGAUAUCUGAGUCCUCGUCCUCAUCCUCGGAGGAAGACGAGCCGCCCAGCUCCCCAGAGCUGCGCAAGGCAAAGCGGACCCGCUUUCAGCGCAAGACGGAUGCGAGCAAGUCGAAAAGCAGCGGCUGGACGUGCGGGAUGUGUCACUCCUGGUUCCCGGAGAGGGACGAGUAUGUGUCACACAUGAAGAAGGAUCACGGGAAGUCAGUGAAGAAGUUCCCGUGUCGUCUGUGCGAGCGUUCGUUUUGCUCCGCCCCCAGCCUCCGGAGACACGUGCGAGUGAACCACGAGGGGAUCAAGCGAGUCUAUCCCUGCCGGUACUGCACCGAAGGCAAACGCACCUUCAGCAGCCGGCUGAUCCUGGAGAAGCACAUUCAGGUGCGGCACGGGAUAAAGGUGACCGACCAGACCAAGAGCCAAGAGGUCGUCAUUGCCCGGAUGGGACCCGGAAGCUUGCAGGUGUCCAGCAGGAAGCGGAAGCUCUCCUCGGACGAGGGCGAUUCGUGUAGCGAGGAGCCGGACAGCACCACGCCACCUUCCAAGAACCCCAAGGUGGACCGCAAAGCCCCCUUCCGCUGCCGCAAGUGUGGCUACGUGGCUUGCAGCGCGGCCGAGUUCCAGGAGCACAUCCCCCAGCACAGGACAGACGAGAGCUCCCACCAGUGCCGGGAGUGCGGCCUCUGCUUCACCUCCCAGGUCUCUCUCAACCGCCACCGCUUCAUCACCCACAAGAAGAAGAAGGGGGCGGGGGAGGUGGAGGAGCCCAGCCCCCGCAGCGGCCACGAGGGAGGGGCCCAGCGCUCGGCCGACGGUAAACUCGUGUGCAAGGUGUGCGGGAAGUGCUUUGACACUCAGCUCAACCUGAAGACACACUUCCGCACCCAUGGCAUGGCCUUCAUCAGAGCCAGGCAGAACGUGAGCCCCGAGAACUAGGUGCGAGGGAGAGGGCAGUGUGUGUAUAUAAUCUCUGCACAGAGCUCGUAGGGCCGGCUCCCAGCUGGGCCUCCCCUCUCUGUGCACCGUUUCAGUACGUAGGUUGGAUAUGUAAGCUGUGAAGAGAAACGAGAUCCUUAUUUAUAAACCUAGAGGAAUGUCGGACGGAUCCGCUCUCUGGCUUCUCUCGGUUGCUGGCCCGGCUGAGCCCAACGCGAGGUGGGGAAUUGGGCUGGUUUACAGUGUAGGGAAGCAACAGGUCUAGCCUAGCUCCGAGACUACACAGGCAAGCAAACGGUUCGUAUGCUGCUCUGAAUGAUAACAAGGGAUGCGGCCUGCUCUGUAUGCGAGCAUGUGUUCAGAUUGUCGAGGGCGGUGGCUUCCCCUCAUUGGAUCAGGGAAGUUAGUCGUCCCUACCCAGCGUGGUCUGUAGCCCAGGGAGCUGUCUCCCAGCUCAGAGGGCAGGGCUCCGGUGCCAGGAUGUCACACCUUUCCUGAGCCCUGUUUCUGCUCUUUCUGGUGGGAGCUUCCCCCGCUUACUGGGAGCAUGCCUCUGCCGCAUUCGGACUUGUCCGAAGGGAGUCCUUUCUCUCCAGGAGCGCUGAUGUGGGGGAAGCCCCCAGCCGCUGCCCAGGAUAGGGGACUGGCUGGGAUGUUCACAGCAGGAUCCAACUUUUGGGGGUUUCUUUUUUUUUUUUUUUUU